AUGCGUGAAUGGCAGCGCAGCAUGUUCCACAGCAAACAUGGUCGGUGCUGGCAAAGCAUCCAGAUGAGAUGCCACCAGCCUGUGAGCCAUUAUUCCCUCGAAGCGACCAAGGCUCCACCCUGGCGACCAGGCUUAGCGCUUGAUGAAUGGGUGGAACGAGACGUCAGGCCCAUCAGCCUUCGCCAAUUGACCUUCUUCGGUCGCACUUUAACCGAACACCGAUUAAUCAGUUCCGCAAACUAUGUGCGCACGGAGCUUCCCACAAGACUGGCACAUCGCCUUCGAGACAUGCAAAGACUUCCUUAUGUCGUCGUCACUAACCCGCAUCUCUCCCAUGUCUAUGAGCUAUACUACAAGGCUUUCGAACGCUUUCGCACUAUUCCGGAAAUCCGAUCACUGGAAGAUAAUGACCGGUACUGUGAUAUGCUCCGGAGGACGCUCAAGGAACAUUUGACCGUAAUUCCGAACCUUGCCAUGGGCGUGAUCGAAUGUCAAGAUUUGGUGAAGGCGAAUCAUAUGGACCACUUUAUGAAUACAAUGCUGCGGGCGAGAAUUUCUCGUCGGGUCAUUGCCGAACAACAUCUCGCGCUUACUGAAACGUUUAACUCGCCAUGGCAUUUCCCGGAAUCGAAAUCGCGAGCCGAUCUGAACGCCGAUUUUGUUGGAGAAGUGUUUUUAAAGUGUAAUGCAAAGGACGUGGUAAAACGGUGCGGUAAACUGGCACAAGACCUCCUGAGGCCGACACUUGAGCCCGGCCAAAAGAUACCUGAAAUUAGGGUGCAGGGACACCUGGGAGCAACGUUCCCUUAUAUCCUCGGACAUUUGGAAUACAUAAUUGGAGAAAUACUUCGAAAUUCGAUCCAAGCGGUAACCGAGAGAUAUAAAAACUGCGCCGGAGAUUCACCCCCGAUUGAUGUCCUAAUCUGCGAAGCCCCCCAGCACGUCAUAAUUCGUGUCUCUGACCAAGGAGGAGGGAUCCCACGAGAUAUUUUGCCGUAUCUCUGGUCAUUCUGCAAAGGUCCCCGGACACAAACACGCCUUCAGAACUUAGGCAAAGUGCCAACUCUCGCGGCAACGAUGCAGGAGCUUAAGGUCUCGAACUUUUCGCAGCCUGAUAUUAAGGCACACGCUGCAAACCCAGCGAAUAGACACUCUCAUCAUCAAAGUUCUCUUGCAUCCCUUAGUUCGAGGCCUCCCAACUUACGCCUAGGCAUGGGUUUACCGAUGAGCCGCGUUUACGCUGAAUACUGGGCUGGAAGCUUGGAGGUCCACAGCUUGGAAGGUUACGGAGUCGACGCGUUUCUUCAAAUCUCGAGACUGGGAAACAAGAACGAGCAAGUAACAGCGAGAGCUUCGAUAGACGCCGUCUAG
Coccidioides immitis RS is the source of this 1371-nucleotide messenger RNA. Its product is annotated as pyruvate dehydrogenase kinase. Gene Ontology annotation, molecular function: pyruvate dehydrogenase (acetyl-transferring) kinase activity. The coding region runs from base 1 to 1371 and encodes 456 amino acids. The transcript is spliced from 3 exons. Gene Ontology annotation, biological process: protein phosphorylation; regulation of glucose metabolic process. Gene Ontology annotation, cellular component: mitochondrion. Lineage: Eukaryota; Fungi; Ascomycota; Eurotiomycetes; Onygenales; Onygenaceae. The record is from RefSeq and is a predicted model, not a curated record.